AUGGGUUGGCACGCAGUUCGAAUACUCGACUCGAGAGCAAAAGCUGUGACUGCCUUGGCUAGUGAAGUCCGAGCUCCAUUAUCUGUUGCCAUCAUUGGCGCGGGCAUUGGUGGCCUCGCACUGGGCAUCGGUCUCCGAAAACAGAAUGUGCCUUGCAAAAUCUAUGAAGCGGGCCCACGAUUCGAUGCUGUUGGCGUAGGGCAUUGGGAUGGAUCCGAAUGCGUUGGAGGCGAUGGAGCUCAUGGGCAGGGAUUUUUUCACGGAUGUAUGAUGGUCGGGAAUGCAUACCCAGAGAAGCUGCAUGAGCAGUUUGAGAUCUUGAGCGCCAAACAGGGAUUUGGAGCUGGAAAUGUUGUGAUGGCAUCAAGAGUAUUACCAGGAGAGUGGUUUUUGGAGGAAAGAUACUCAGAGGAAGUCGAUGCGAAAUGCUGCAAUACCUAUGUGUACAGAAAUAUCUGUCCCAUAGGAGAGGCGGAACGAAUGAUCGGGUCUCUGGUUGAAAACGCAAAAUGGUAUAUGCGCGAAGGGCGAGGAUGCGUGAUGUAUCCUAUCUCAAAGGGAGAGGAGGUCAACAUCGUUGUUUUCAUCAAGGACGAGAAUCCCUGCUGGGAGAGCAGAAUAACGGUGCAAGUUUCAAGAGAAGAAAUGCUGUCCGAUUUAGAUAGUUUCGAUCAAAGACUCAUGACGCUGUUGGAUGUGAGUUCUCCUUCUUUCUCUUGGGGCAUCACAACACCAAACCUUAAAGAUGGUCCAUACUCCAUCAUCCAAAUACCUCGAUCUACUACAACGGCCGUGUUUGUCUCCUCGGGGUUUCAGCGCUUGCCUCAAGUCCUAGUCAGGCAGCGGGCGCUGGAACAAGGACUGGAGGAUGCGUUGAUCUUAUCCAAGCUCCUCGGUCUGGUAACGAGUCCGGACCAACUUGAAAUUGCCUUCCAAGUUGCACAAUUCCAUCCGCCAACCACGGGCCCAGGCUGUGGACCAAGAGAAAACUUACAAACUUCGCCAACAAAAGGCUGUCCGUUGAUCUGGUUCUAUGACUUGGGUGCCGAUGUACAGGCGGCUGAGGAUCGGUUUAAAGAGUUGACCACGAAGGAUUAA
Paracoccidioides lutzii Pb01 is the source of this 1098-nucleotide messenger RNA. RefSeq lists its product as hypothetical. The record is from RefSeq and is a predicted model, not a curated record. The transcript has 6 exons. Gene Ontology annotation, biological process: secondary metabolite biosynthetic process. The coding region runs from base 1 to 1098 and encodes 365 amino acids.